GUGAUGCCUGGGUGCGAUAUGAUCAGCGAGUUGCCGGACUCUUUGCUCACUCAAAUACUCUCAUACCUUCCGACAGGAGAUUCGGUGCAGACAGGUAUAUUGUCUAAGAGAUGGAAGAAUCUCUGGCUAAGCGUUCCCGCUCUUGACUUAAACUGCUUUCUUAUUGCUUAUGAAGACGACGAAGAAGUGCUCUUCACCUUCGUUGAAAGAUUUCUCGAGUUUAGCCCCGAGUCAAGUCUUUUAAAAGUCAAGGUUAGGUGCAGGCCCCGCAUGAUAGAUGGUUUCAUGGACCGGGUCGGUACAAUGAUUAGCCGUGGAACACAACAUCUCGAUGUUGUGAGCAGAAACUGUUAUUUAGAAGAGCGCGGUAUUUACUAUGCUUGUGUCGAGUUCAUGCCUAUGAAUCUCUACACGAGCAAGACAUUGGUUUACUUAAAGCUCUCUUCUUCUGGACUUAUGGAUCCUGGUUUGGUUUUCAUGCCUUGUCUAAGAUUCAUGCAUCUUGAAGAAGUUAAAUGGCGUGUGCAUCUGGAGAAAGUCCUCUCAGGGUGUCCUGUUCUUGAGGAGCUGACUUUGGCGAGGGAUACGGAUGAUGAUUAUGCACUUCGGAAUGAUGAAUUUGGGGUUAUGCGAGUGAGGUCUCGAAGCUUGAAGAGGUUUAGUGUGCUGCCGCUUAGGGAGGUAAGGGAUUACCAUUCGAGAGUGGAAUGCACACUUGAGAUUGAUGCUCCUGGGCUAGAGUAUAUGAGUCUAGGAGAAGAUCAAUUUGAUAGCAUUGUGGUGAAGAACCUGACUUCUAUGAUCAUGGUUAACCUUGAUAUCAAGUUUGUUAUCAACUUGUACGGAUUUUUUGAUCCAUGGGAUGCAUCAAAGAGGAAUGAAAUCCGUGGUUUUCUCAAUGGGAUAUCGAGUGUAAGACAUAUUAUCAUCUCUGAGAAAACAGUGAAGGCCCUUGAUCUUUACUCAAAAGGAGGAAUGAUUCCUAAAUUCAACAACUUAUCUCGUUUAGAAGCAGUGUUCCCUAGCGCCUUGUUACAGUUUCUGCCAGCCUUUCUUGAGUGUUGCCCAAAUCUCAAACACCUAGUCUUGAAGGUUGCUCAUUCAGAGGAGAUGAAUGAGGGAUUGGAACUCACAGAUGUGCCACGGUGUGUCUCAACGACUCUUGAGUGUGUUGAGAUUAAAGAUAAGUUUGAAUGGGAGGAAGGGAAGAUGAAAGUAGCCAGUUACUUUCUUGAAAACUCAGUAGUACUGAAGAAACUCAUUCUGAGCCCUACAGCUUAUAAUCAGAACAUAUACGAGAAAGUUAAUAAACUCCCAAAACGUUCUCCAGUAUGUCAAAUUAUCCAUGAAUGA
Molecule: messenger RNA, 1353 nt
Organism: Brassica oleracea var. oleracea
Lineage: Eukaryota; Viridiplantae; Streptophyta; Magnoliopsida; Brassicales; Brassicaceae
Product: F-box/FBD/LRR-repeat protein At1g13780-like
Exons: 3
Coding region: 4-1353 (449 amino acids)
Molecular function (GO): protein binding
Source: RefSeq, a predicted model, not a curated record